ACCACUUUCAUCCUCCACACGCAACCCAUCACCGCAACAAUGUCCCCCUCUGGCAUCGUCAUCCCCGCUGAAUACGCCUACGUUGCAGGCGCCUUGGCUUCCACCAUCUGGCUCAACAUCUGGCAGUUCCUCCGCGUCGCCCGCGCUCGCAAGGCCGCUAAGAUCGACUACCCUCAGAUGUAUGCCGAGGUCCAGCAGGCCAAGGACAGGCGGGAGGCGCACCUCUUCAACUGCGCACAGCGCGCACACCAAAACACCCUCGAGUCCCUUCCCACUGUCCUCAUCUCUACCGCCAUCGCAGGUGUCCAAUUCCCCACCUACGCCGCUGCCGGUCUUGGUCUCUGGGUCGCCGGCCGUGUUCUGUACACGAUCGGAUACUCGACGGGCGAGCCCGCCAAGCGCAGCCGUGGAACCAUUGGAACUAUCGCCAUGCUCGGCCUCAUUCUUGGUGCCUCGUACACCGCUGUGGACCUCAUUCGCUCGAUCUAGGGACAUAUUAUAUACAUCGUCUUAAACAGCUACACCCACUGUGUCAUUGGAUAUCGUUGAGUAUAACUUAUCGUCCGCUUUCUGCGCGAAUCCUGCAAUCCGCCCUGUCUGAAGAUACAGUCGACUCUCCCUUACUGCAUACCUCCCAUAAUGCAGACCCUCUAGUAAU
Messenger RNA from Coniophora puteana RWD-64-598 SS2, 658 nucleotides. Its product is annotated as membrane-associated proteins in eicosanoid and glutathione metabolism. Gene Ontology annotation, molecular function: glutathione peroxidase activity; glutathione transferase activity. Bases 40 to 489 code for a protein of 149 amino acids. The record is from RefSeq and is a predicted model, not a curated record. Lineage: Eukaryota; Fungi; Basidiomycota; Agaricomycetes; Boletales; Coniophoraceae. Gene Ontology annotation, cellular component: nuclear envelope; endoplasmic reticulum; membrane. The transcript has 5 exons.